UGUCAGAGCAAAACGUCUCCCCACACAUCCUGGGACAAAGUGGGCAGUUGGAAACCUUCCAUCACCCCAGUCCCCCUUCUUUGACUGUAAAACUGAAGACAAGACCUUUGUCUGGGUGGAAGUGACGCAAUGAUCACCAGAUUCCUGUCCUUGCUUUGCCUCGGGCUCUGUCUGGGCUUUGAAGGUGAACACAAGAAUGAGAAACUUCCCAAACCCUCCCUUAAUGCCUUGCCGGGACCAGUGGUUAAGCACAGUGCUAAUGUGACCCUGAAGUGCCACUGUCACUUCCAGAACGUGACGGUCAUGCUGGGGAAGUCGCAGGACCCUGGGUACAAGCAGGAGCGGAGCUCAGCAGGAUACGAUGCUGAAUUCCUCCUCAUGGACCUGGAACCUAAAACUGCGGGCACGUACUUUUGUGCCUACAAGACAAUGGGUUCCCAUGAGUGGUCUGAGAAGAGUGAACCCCUGCAGCUGGUGGUCACAGAUACCCGUGGUGGGUCUGGAGCUUCCUCAGUAAAAACAGACACCAGAGUCAUCUUCGUCACCACCCUCAGCUGCCUCUUCAUCUUCCUCCUCUUUCCCUCUAUCUUCCUCAUCUACAGAUGCAGUCAGCAUGGUUCAUCACAUAAAGAAGCCACCAAGAGAACUAGCCAUUCCAAAUUCCCCAAGCAGGAGGCUUCAGAUUUACCCAAGCUGGAAACAGAAUCUCUCUCGACUGAAGACCCCCAGGAAGACACCCCUGCUGCUGUAAACAAUGAGGCACCAUCUGAGGAUGAGCCCCUGGGAUCUUGUGAAUGAGACGCUGGUGGAAGGACUUCUCCCCUGGGGAGGAGAGUUUGGAUGCAGGGGGCCGAGGUGGCUGAAAUCCACACCACGUUGUGUCUCAGCUCAUCGUCUAUGCUAAUAAAAUUGAAGUUUUUCUGCCCUGGCUAGUGUGGCUCAGUGGACUGUGAGCUGACCUGCAAAUCAAAGGGUCGCCGGUUUGAUCCCCAGUCAGGACACAUGCCUGGGUUGCAGGCCUGGUUCCCCAGUAGGGGGUUCAGGAAAGACAACCACAUACUGA
Molecule: messenger RNA, 1063 nt
Organism: Artibeus jamaicensis (Jamaican fruit-eating bat)
Lineage: Eukaryota; Metazoa; Chordata; Mammalia; Chiroptera; Phyllostomidae
Product: V-set and transmembrane domain-containing protein 1
Exons: 9
Coding region: 130-798 (222 amino acids)
Cellular component (GO): plasma membrane
Source: RefSeq, a predicted model, not a curated record